AUGGAUCAACGGAAUCAAAAUAAUAGAUAUCCAAAAAAUACAAGAUUAUUUCAAAAUACACAAUAUCAGUAUUCAAAUCCAUUCCCAUCAUAUAAUCAACAUGAUUAUCAUCCAUUAUCAUCGAUAGAUACGAAGUCUGAUUUAACAGAAUCCUUAUCGACAUUUUAUGAUAUACAAUCAGUAGAACCUUCAAGAUAUAUCCCAGCAGAUCUAACUCAACUUCCAUCCAUAAAUAAUAUCAAUCCGACAGAUACUUCUCAUGUCCGAGCUGAUAUUCAGAAACGCAUUAGUGAUAUUGAUCGAAAUUUAACUUCUCUUGAACAAAAAUCUGCAAUAAUACAUGAUGUACCAACUCAUUUUCCUCCUAUUAUAAAACAAAAUAUUCAACAGACAAUAACAACACAAAAAUAUGAGAAUUAUAUUUGGCCUGAUAAACCAAAACGAGUUUAUGAAGUUCGGCCUAGUUUAAAAAUAAAUUCUGCAGAAGCAUCAGCUGUUGAUGUUCCACCUGAACAAACUAAAAUAAAUGAAAAUCAAUCAUUAGAAAUAAUGAAAACAAAUAUUUCAUCAUCAAAUCUUCCAUUACAUAGUGAAUAUGAUUAUGAAUUAGAUACUGAGGAUCUUUUAGAUGAUUCAAAAAGUAGUGAUCAAUUUCUUCUUGACCUACCUAUUGAAUCUCAAACUUAUACCAUAAAUUUUGAUUCGAAAUGCAACGAUAAUGAUUUAAUAUUACCAAAUGAAGAUACUGAAUCACUUCUUCAAGCAGUAUUUGAAAUGCAAUUAGAAGCUGAACUUAAUUUACAAAUUGCUUCUCAUGAUAUAAUCCUUCCAGUUACGUCCAACAAGAAAUCUUCUUCUUCACAAUCAGCAACAAAUAAGUCUACAACUAUCAAUUCUUUUCUUAAAGAUAAUGAUCUUAAUAGUCUUGCGACAUAUUUAUUUGGUGAUUCUGAAAAUGAAGAAGAUUUCUUUAUAGAUAUUGAUGAAAAUAAUUUUAUUAUAUCAACUAAUGUAGAUAUCAUUAUUAAUACUGACAGUAAUUGUAUGUCAAUGAAACAAUUUCAAACAUCAUCAGUAAUUUCAGUUUCAACAAACGUGUUAGAAGAACAACAAAAUCUUACUUCAGAAAUACCAUCAACGAUAAAGAGAAACAAUCAGCGUGUAAAAGCAGCAGCAGCAGCAGAAGAAGAAGAAGAAAAAGAAGAAGAAGAAAUAAAAAGAAAAAAAAUCAGUGUUAUAAAGAAACCUAUCGCAACUGCUACUUCAAUUUUACCGUCGCCAUCGUCAUCGUCACUGAAGCAAGUGUUACCUUCUUCUAUUAUCGACAGCGUGCAAACGCAAUUUAGUCUUAAUAAUAAUAAUAGAAAGAACAACAAUUAUUAUCGAAAACCAUCAAAUACAAUAUUAAACAUAGAUGCAUUUUAUUCAAGUAUAGAAGAAGAACAAAAGAAACUUUCAAAUAAUUCGAAAAUUUCUCCUUAUUCGUCUUCAUCAUUAAUACUUCAAAUACAUUUUCCUAUGCCAGCAGAAAUACCUAAUACAAGUGAUGAAGAAAUUGAGCAAAAUAAUGAAGAAAUGCGUAGUAUAUCAUCAACAAGUCGGAAUUCAGAAAAAGAUAUCGAUAAUGAAGAUAAUCAAACACCGGAAAGACUUGAUUCAGCUGAUCACAGAGUUCAAUCAUCAUCAUCAUCACGGUCUAGUUCAUCAAGUAAAACAUCAUCAAAAGGUAAUCAUAGAGAAAGUGUAACUACUCGAAAAUCAAUCUCUCGUCAGAAAUCGCAGCUUAAAAGUGAACACUCUCAUUCAAGUCGACAAAGACAUUCAUCUUCAAGUUCUUCUUCUACUAAUCAUGAUGUAGAACAUAUACAUAAAACACCAGUCGAUGAUAAUGAAGAUUCGCCAGAUAAUAAAUCCGAAACAUCACGUGAUAAUAAUCAACGAUCACCAAGUGAUCAUUCAAUAUCUCAACUUAGUAGAUCAGGUUUAAGUUCAUCAACAGGUUCAGCAGUUCCUGUUGAUCUUGAUGCAUCGGAUAUGGAAGAAGAUGAACCAUCAAAAUUAAAAACAAAAUCACCAAAGAAAAAGAGUUCUGCUUCUUCCACUACUAAAUCACAACAUCAUCACGAUAAAUCUCCUACACCAACUGAUAAAACAAACAAUACAAAACAUUUGCAAAUGUCGCCAACUCAAAAAUUAAAUAGAGAAGUAUCUGAUUUGAAACGUAAAGAAUCUAUUCGAUCAGUUCAUAACGUACCAGUAGAAAAAUUACAAAAUAACGUAUUACAAAUGAAAGAACCUUUACAUAAACCUUCCACUGAUACACAUCAUAAUUCAUCACAAGACGCUGAAGUUAAAUCUAAAAAUGAUCCAUUGCCAUCAAAUCAUAAACAAGAAGAUACACCUUCAACAUCAAAGAAUAAACAUCAUCAACCUAUAUUAGAUAGAAAUGCUUCAAUCACUUCACCGACACAUCAUAAAGAUGUAAUACAUUCGACUUCUUCAACAGUUCCAUCUACACAUGAACAUGAACAACAAGAACAAAAACCAAAAGAACAAUUAUUAACUGUAACAAUAUCAAUUAAUGAAACAAAAAAUCAUUCACCUGAAAAUUUAGGUAGUAAAGUCGGACAUCACGAUACACAUUCAUCACCAACUCCUUCAAAUCAUACGUCUACUAAAGGUGUUGAUCUUUCACCGAAAAAUUUACAGAAUGAAAGAAGUACUUCUUCCACUCAUAAUGAUCAUCCUGAAAAGCAAACAUUAAAAUUACCAUCAACACAACCAACAUUUGCUACUGAAAUUCAAAGACAUCCAUCAAUGGAAAAGUCAGAUACAUCAUUACAUUCUGAAUCUUUACAAGAUAUCGAUCCACAACCUCGUUCCACACCAAUUCCUGAUACUAAAUAUCAUUCAUCUUCAUCAUCAAUACAAAAUGAAGAAGAAUUACCAUCAAAUCAACAACAUAAAGAACGAAGACAUUCGAUCAAAAACCAUCCAGCACCAUUACCAAACAUUGUUCCGAGAAAUAUAAGUCCAAUCAAUAAUGAUGAAAUUCAUUUUGAACAAGAUCAACAUCAUCGAAGAGUAUCAUUUUCUGGUAGUACAGAAUAUGCUCAUGUAGAAGAAGAAGAAGAACAACGACAUAAUGAAGCUAAUUGGCGUGAACGUGUUGCUUCUAUUUUAGCAAGCAAACAUAAUCCAAAUGAAAAAUAUGCUUAUGUACAAGCACGAGUGAAUUCAUUUGAAAAUUUUGAAUAUCAUCCAAGAAAAUUUCCUAUUGUUACUAAGAAAAAACCCCAUUCGAAAACUAAAGACUCAAAAGUUCCAAGAGAAAUCUAUGUAUAUGAACAAAUUGGUGAUGAACAACAAAUUCAUCCUGCUAAAAAUCUACCAGCACAAAUGUUUGGACGACUUAUGUUUCUAUCUGAUGGAAGUCCAACAAUUUUUCAUGAACCACUCGAAUGGAAUGCUCAAUCAAAACUUAAAGAUUAUGUACAUGAAAAUAUUCAUUAUACACCACGUCAACAUGAAAUUAAAGUUCAUAGAAAACCUCGAUGGAAUAGUGAAUCAAGAUUAUCAGAAUUUGGUAAAGAAUCUCCACGUUUUGGCCAGACACAAGCUCUUGUUCCAGCUAAUUCAUUACCUAUUAUAACAGAUGCGGAUGAAUCCUAUUUUUAUCAACAACAAUUUAAUACAAGAUUAGAAACGAAUUAUCCCAAUAAUAUAUCUUAUGAUACUUUUGAUGAAAAACCGAGAUGGACUAAAAAAUCAAAAAUACCAGAUCAAAAUACAAAUCCUAAGCCAAAGGAAUCUGAAGUUCAAAAUUUUCCUAGACCAACUCCAUGGAAUGAUGAAUCGAAAUUUGAAAUACGUUUACCAUUAAAAGUUAAUCCAUCACGGACAACAUUAAAUAAUGGUCAAAUUUUUAAUGAAAAAUUAAAUUGGAAUGCAAAAUCAAAAGUACAUUGUUGGUCAGAAAGUGAUCUUCGUCAAAUAGGAAAAAAGAAAUCAAAUUUCGCACAAUAUCAAACUCCAAAACGAAAGAAUCCUAUGAUGACAAGUAUCAAUGAAACGCGUCCAAAAAUGACUUCUAAUCAACCCACGAAGAAACGAGAUUCAAAUUUAAACGAUUUUCUUUGGGAAAAUGAUAAUAAUAAACCUCAUCGUCGAAUUCGUAAGAGUCCAGCAAAUAAACCAAAAUGGAAUGAAGUAAGCAAAACACGUAGUAUUAAUACAGUUUACAAUCCAAAAGCAAAACAUGCAGAUACAAUUCAUCGAGGACGAGAUAGAGAAGUACGUCGGAAACGUGUUGAUAAAUUACCACCAUUAAAACGAAAAAGAGAACAUGAACAAAUACCACAAUUACCACCACCUGCAACUCAUUUAGCUAUUGAUUAUGAUUAUGAUCCUUCUCCAAUAGCACAAGGACAUACGAGUAGAAGUGAAUAUGCUAAAACAUCUUCAAGACGAUCGAGUAGAGCACUUGUCCCACUAAAUCAUCACCAACGUUUUCCUGAUCUUGAAUUACCAAGUGAUACACCUCGUUCACAUCGACCUAUACAGCAGGAAUGGUAUGAUGACAUGAAUAAAUCUCGUCUAACUCAUAGAAUGGAUACUGAAGGUGGAAGUACAAACCAUUCAUUUGUACAUUCAAUUACUCCUAUUCAUCAACCAAAUACACCAAGAGAAUUAAUACCAUAUCGUUCAACUCCACGAAUUAGUGAAAAUAGUUUUGCAAGUGGAACAUUACUUGAUUCAAGUAUUCGAACAAAUCGAGCAACUGAAAUACGUCUUUCAAGAGAUAUGGAUGCUCAUCAUCAACAUUGUCAUGAUGUAAGUCAAUCGAUGCCACUUGAAAUACGUGGUUUUGAACUUGCAGGUACACAAUGUACUGUACCUGUUGAUGCAACAAUUCGUCCAUUAUCAAAUGUUAAUUAUCGCACAAGUGAACGAGUGAAAAAUCAUCGUUUAUAUCCAUGGAGUAUGUUACAUGGAACAUCAAGUCGAAAUAGUUCACUAGUACCUAUUGCAGAAUUUCGGCGUACAUCACUUGAUACAACUAUAACUGAAACUCAUCAAUCAUAA
Messenger RNA from Adineta steineri, 5085 nucleotides. The record is from the annotation of a GenBank genome assembly. NCBI's taxonomy places the organism in Eukaryota, Metazoa, Rotifera, Eurotatoria, Adinetida, Adinetidae.